GAAGUUUCUCUGUCUGAGUUUCCGUUCCUCUAGCGUAUCCAGCAACGACGUUAGGGGCGAGUGAACAUUGAAAGCCAGCGACGUAAAUUAGAUUUUAAACAGAAACAAUUUCCCCCCUCUAACUACCCGGUCCCCCCUGUCCUCCCCUUAUGGCUUCGAACUCGAACAUAGACAUAGAGGACGCGACGCAGCACCUUCGGGACAUCCUGAAGUUGGACCGACCCGGGAAUAGCGGCGAUGCACCCCCGGUAGAGGGGCAGAAGAAGGCGUCGUUCAACGGCGAGCUGAAUGGGCUGUUCGGAGCAGACCUCCUGGGCGCGGGAGACCGAGUCGCCGCGGGUGAAACUCACAAUCCGGAGCUCAUGGAUCCGCAGGAAAGACAGACCAUCCUUCUGUCAGGUGACGACAGCUCCACCUCCAUCGCCAUCUCGUCCAAUGAUGUGGAGAUUGUGGCCAGCCAUGACUCCAGCAUCAGCAGCAAGGCCAGGGGCAGCAACAAGGUCAAAAUCCAGCCCGUGGCGAAGUACGACUGGGAACACAAGUAUUACUAUGGCAACCUGAUCGCCGUGUCCAACGCCUACCUGGCGUACGCCAUCAGAGGUGCCAACAGCUACGCCAUGAUCCGCGUGCUGAGCCUGAGCGCGGCCGAACGCACGCUGCUCAAGGGCUUCGUGGGCGGAGUCACCGACCUGGCCUUCGCGCACCUGGACUCCACCCAGCUGGCCUGCAUGGACGAGGCCGGCAACCUCUUCGUCUGGCAGCUCACCAGCCGCGACGGCAAGAUCCUUGAUGAGGUCGUCGUGCACAUCCGGCGGCCGGAGGACACGCCCCUCAACUCCAACCGGAGGCUGAUCUGGUGCCCCUUCAUCCCGGAGGAGAACGAGGAGAACCCGGAGGACGCCUGCCAGACUCUGGCCCUGCUCCACGAGGACAGGGCGGAGGUGUGGGAUUUGGACAUCCUCAGAGCCAACAGCAGCACCUGGCCCGUGGACGCCACGGACCUGACAGACGGCUUCAUCACCGUCAGGGGCCACUCUGCGCGCAUCAGUGAAGGGGCCCUGUCUCCAGACGGGACGGUCCUGGCCACAGCCAGUCACGACGGCUACAUCAAGUUCUGGCAAAUCUACAUCGAAGGACAGGACCAGCCCAGGUGCCUGCACGAGUGGAAGCCCCACAGCGGGAAGCCUUUGUCCUGCCUCCUGUUCUGCGACAACCACAAGAAGCAGGACCCGGACGUUCCUUUCUGGCGGUUCCUGAUCACCGGAGCGGAUCAGAACCGCGAGCUGAAGAUGUGGUGCACAGUGUCAUGGACCUGCCUGCAGACCGUCAGGUUCUCCCCAGACCCCUUCAACUCGUCCGUGAUGCCCAGCCUGAAGGCCAGCCUGGACCUGUCGGCCGAUUACCUCAUCCUCAGUGACGUGCAGAGGAAGGUCCUGUACGUGAUGGAGCUUCGGCAGGACCAGGAGAAGGGGCGAGCCGGGUUCACGGCCGUGUCCGAGUUCCUGCUCACGCACCCCGUGCUCAGCUUCGGCAUCCAGGACGUGAGCCGCUGCCGCCUGCGCCACACCGAAGUGCUUCCCCCCGAGGAGGAGAGCGAGAGCAUGACCACAGAAGGAAGUCAGGGCCCAGUGGAGUCUAAAGCAGGCGUCCAGAUCAAGCUCUACUGCGUCCACACAAAGUCCCUCCAGGACGUGCAGAUCUGGUUCCAGCCACAGUCGGGCGCAGGGAGCACCCUGGUCCUGCCGCAGGCCACCUCCCAGGACGACUUUGCUUUCUCAGAUCACCUGACGGACGUGAGCGUGGAGGGCCUGGGCUCGGAUAAGGAGUCGGGCCGCAGUUCCCAGAAUGACCUGCAGGGGAUGCCGGCCCUGCCGGCCCCGGCUGACUUCCUGUCCCCCAUCAGCGAGUCCAAGCCCAAACUCAUGACCCCCGACGCCUUCAUGACCCCCAGUGCUUCGAUCCCAGCCUCUCCCGGCAGCAGUGCCAGCAGUCUCACUGUGGUGACGGCCAUGAGCAGCAACUCAGACAGCGGCGGGGCCAGGGGCGGAGACGAGCUGAUCCAGAGCCCCAAAAUCUCCCUGGAUUCCAGCAGCAGCACCAUGACGCUGAGCUCCACCCCCUCCGGCAGCUCCCGCACCAGCACCAUGCUGAUCCCCGGCCUGGGAGACCAGCUGCCUGUCAAUAACCUGCAGACGCUGUCCUCUCCGAACCCGCCCCUCUCGCUGGACCUGCAGGUGAUCGAGCCGCUCCUCGUUCCCCAGUCCUCCCCCACCCGGGAGCGCUCUCCGGACGUCAUCUCCUCCGCCUCCACCGCCAUGUCCCAGGACAUCCCCGAGAUCGCCUCGGAGACGCUGCAGCGCGGGCUGGGCGCGGCGUCGGGCGCCUCGUCGCUGUCGUCGGGCGCGGCGGCGGCGGCGGCGGGGGGGGCGGAGCCUCACGCGGACAGCAUGGCGUCGGCGGCGACCGCCCUCCACCUGCUCUCGCCCCGGAACCGGAACGGCUCGGACCCGGCCCGCCUGUCGCUGGAGCUGGGCGGCGCCGGCGAGGGCGAGCGCCUCCGCUCCACCCCCUCCCUGCUGGAGGCCGCCCUGUCGCAGGAGAGCGCAGCCGCCGCAGCCGCCUGCGCAGACGGCGCCGUCAGCCAGCCCUGGCCCGCCGCCCCCGACAUCACCCGGGAAACACGCAACAGCCUGAGAGACAACAGCCUGGUGGAGUGCUGCAGGGAGGAUUUGAAGGAGAAGCACAAGUCUUCCCCCUACCACAGACACACCUACAGCCUGCCCCACAACGACAGCCAGGACGCCAGCGCGGAGCAGAGUGACCAUGACGACGAGGUGGCGAGUUUGGCGUCCUCCACGGGGAACUGCGGCUCCAGGUCGUCCCACCGCCUGCCCGUGAAGGACUGGAAGGUCUCGCCCCGCGCCUCCCCCAAACUGAAGAGGAAGAGCAAAAAGGACGAUGGAGAUUCGUCGCAGUCCCGGCACCCCGAACACCAGAUGAGCCCGGAGCUGCAGGGGGAGCUGCUCAUGCUCCUGAGGAGCCAGCAGAGGGAGCUGGCCGAGCUGCAGCAGAGCCAGCUGGACCUGCUGCACCGGCUCACCGGACACAUGGACUCCGUGCAGAGCUCCAUCAUGGCCCACGUGGAGCAGGCCAUCAUCGCCCAGCAGGAGCAGGACCAGCGCAGGAUGGACCGCAUGGUCACCGAGGGGCUGGAGCGCAGCCGGCAGGUGCAGGAGACCCUCUCCCAGCAGCUCUCCCAAACCCUCACCAGCACGCUGUCCAACCGCCUGGACAAGGUGCUCCGCGACGAGAUGAAGAAGACCGUCCCCCAGACGAUCUCCAAGAGCCUGGAGCCGGUGACGGGUCAGCUGAGCAGCACCAUCGCCGCCAAGCUGACCGCCGUGGAGGGGACGCUCAAGGAGAACGUCUCCAAGGUGGUCAAGAGCAAGAACACGACCGACGCGAUUGGCCGGGCGGCGGCCGACGCCCUCCAGGGCCCCAUCCAGGCGGCCUAUAAGGAGGCGUUUCAGAGCAUCGUCCUGCCGGUGUUCGAGAAGGGCUGCCAGUCCAUGUUCCAGCAGAUCAACGACAGCUUCAAACAGGGCACGCACGAGUACAUCCAGCAGCUGGAGAGCCACCUGAAGAACAGGAAGCAGCGGGAGCACGACGCGCGGGACCCUCUGAUUGGCCAGCUGCAGCAGCUGGUGGACUCCUUCCAGACCUCCAGCGACCAGCUGGCCAAUAGCGUGACUGCGAGCGUGCGCUCGGAGGUCCAGCACCAGCUGCACAUGAUCGUGGGGAACCUGCAGGACUCCAUCCUGACGCAGGUGCAGCGCAUCGUGAAGGGGGAGGUGAGCAUGGCCAUGAAGGAGCAGCAGGCGGUGGUCACCUCCAGCAUCAUGCAGGCCAUGCGGUCUGCCGCGGGCACGCCCAUCCCCACCGCCCACCUGGACUACCAGGCCCAGCAGGCCAGCAUCCUGCAGCUGCUGCAGCAGGGCCAGCUCAACCAGGCCUUCCAGCAGGCUCUCUCAGCGGCUGAUCUGAACCUGGUUCUGUACGUGUGCGAGACCAUCGACUCCCAGCAGGUGUUCAGCCAGAACCCCUGCCCCCUCAUCCAGCCCGUCCUGCUGUCCCUGAUCCAGCAGCUCUCCACCAACCUGGCCACCCGCUCCGAGCUCAAGAUCAGGUACGUGCGCACGUCACAGACACGCACACGCACACGCGCACGUGCACACACAUAACAGGCGCACAUACACACACACACUCACAAGUGAAUGCACACACACACACACACACACACACACACACGUGAACGCAAGCGCACAUCCACACACGCACAUGCACGCACACGACAGCACCCCAGUCUAUCCUUAGCUGAAGUGUUUUAUUUUUGUCCUUUCAUCAAAGGUAGAGUGCGCUAUUCCUGCAUGCUGAAGUGUAGCUCCUGUCUGGCUAAUUAGCAGUAUUAAUAUUUCAUUUAUUAAACAGCACUGAAGCCAUAAAGAGCUUCUCCACCGGCCCGCCUGCCUGCCUGCCCGCCCGCCUGCCACCGCACGCACCCGUUCAGUGAGCAGGCUUUCAGACGUGCUGUUGAAGGCUUGUCCUUCAGACCCGGAGUCUGAACCCUGCCCUGUUUCUCCUCCUCCCAUCAGCCUCUCUGAACCCUGUGAGGUGUGAGGUCACAGAGGUGUGAGCAGAACGCUCCUAACUGAACGUUCUGACGCUGAUGUCACAGUCGCUCCUGGUGACUGAGGGCAGCGGAGUUCUAGAACACCGACUUAAAGAAAAAUAGAUCGUUAAAAAACAUUCCAAAAUGGCCUGGCCUUGAAAGGGUUAAGCGCGCUGAUGAGGAGCUAUUUAUGGCUGAUUUGGCUUUUUCUCGCCCGGCCUCCAAACUGUGUGCUUAGUUUUAUUGGCCUGUGCCUGAAAUGCAGGAGUUAUCUGCCACCUGCCCCCUUGUGUGUGUGUGUGUGUGUGUGUGUGUGUGUGUGUGUGUGUGUGUGUGUGUGUCUGUGUCUGUGUCUGUGAGCAUGUGUGUACGCGUGUGAGU
Molecule: messenger RNA, 5050 nt
Organism: Anguilla rostrata (American eel)
Lineage: Eukaryota; Metazoa; Chordata; Actinopteri; Anguilliformes; Anguillidae
Gene: edc4
Product: enhancer of mRNA decapping 4
Exons: 28
Coding region: 150-4241 (1363 amino acids)
Biological process (GO): deadenylation-independent decapping of nuclear-transcribed mRNA
Cellular component (GO): P-body
Molecular function (GO): protein binding
Source: RefSeq, a predicted model, not a curated record